This is a messenger RNA of Trichoderma asperellum CBS 433.97, 1065 nucleotides long. The record is from RefSeq and is a predicted model, not a curated record. NCBI's taxonomy places the organism in Eukaryota, Fungi, Ascomycota, Sordariomycetes, Hypocreales, Hypocreaceae.
AUGUCGCCCGUGAUUUCGCUGCUCGCCAAGCCGCGGCAGCGAGGCGUUCAGCCCUACCGGAAACACGGCCUCAUCUACUUCAUCUGCGGCAACCCGGGGCUCGUCAACUUUUACGUCACCUUCCUGGAUUGUCUCCGCGGCAUGCUGGAUGCGGCAGACGAGGGCUCGGGCGGAACGGCGUACGAUCUCUACGGGAGGAAUCUACUGGGCUUUAGCGACGACGACCAUGAGCCGUUUAGCGAGAGCAACGAGCCGUGGGAUCUGGACGGCCAGAUCGAGGGCAUCUACCGGGACGUCGCAGCACGGAGCGUCAUCCCAGACGAUGCCGGGGCCGAGGGCGAGCAGGGAAAGGGGUCGCGGCCGUACGACUUUGUGGUGCUGAUGGGCCACUCUGUCGGCGCAUACAUCUCGGUCGAGGUCAUGCACCGCCACAUGCAGGACGCAUCGCGGGCGCCGCAUCUCAACCUCCGCCACGGCUUCUUGCUCUUCCCGACGCUGACGCACAUUGCCAGCUCGCCCAGCGGGAAGAGACUGACGCUGCUGACGAAGAUCCCGCGCGUGGAGGAGAACGCGCACCGCGUGGCAAAGUUCGUUCUUGGCUGCAUCCCGCUGGCGUGCGUGCUGUGGAUCGUGACGCAUGUGAUGGGAUUCACGCCCCAGACGGCGGAGGUGACGGCGCGGUGGCUGAAGAGUCGGGACGGCGUGUGGCAGGCGAUUCAUCUGGGGUUGUCGGAGAUGCGGACGAUUUGCGAGGAGAGGUGGGAGGAGGAGCUGUGGGAGGCGACGGCGGCGGAAUCGUUGGCUUUACAGCAGCAGCAGCAGAAGGUGCCGAGGUUUUUCAUCUUUUACGGCAAAAACGACCAUUGGGUUGCGAAUCACCUGCGGGAUGCGUUUAUUGAGAGGAGGAGCGAGAAGGGGCAUGCGCGGAUUUCGAUUGAUGAGGGGGGGAUACCGCAUGCGUUUUGUGUGAGAGAGCUGAUGAUGAUGUUAGACACGAGCUGGGUGGUUGCGAAAAAGGUUUUUGGGUGGGUGAGGGAGAUUGAGGAGGGACAGCAGCAGCAGUGA